AUGAAGAUGGUCAUCACGCUGAGCCUGCUCCUUCCCUCCCCAGACUCCCAUGAGGCCGUGCUGCGGUUCAACGCUGCCCCGACGGGGGGGUACGAGAACGACGUGGGCAACAAGACCACCAUCCGCAUCAUCAACUCCCAGAUACUGGCCAACCCCAAGCAUCGUUUCAACACCAGCUCCCUGUACAAAGGGGUCAUCCUGGUCGCCUGGGAUCCAGCACCGUACACCUCUGACCUGCUGAAGGCAGGAAUCCUCCUGAUGAUGACCCUGUGCAAGGAGGUGCACGUGUACGAGUACAUCCCCUCGCUGCGGCAGACGGACCUGUGCCACUACCACGAGCAGUACUACGAUGCGGCCUGCACGCUGGGGGCCUACCACCCGCUGCUGUACGAGAAGAUGCUGAUCCAGCGCAUGAACACGGGCUCCGAGCAGGACCUCAAGAGGAAGGGCAAGGUCACGCUCCCUGGGUUCAGCACCGUCAGGUGCGACCCCUGACCCCCCUGACCCCUGACCCCUCCCUCCGCAUCAGGGGGGUCCCCUCGCCAAAACCGAGUCCGGAAAAUCGACGCAAUAACCCGUGACGGACGGGUCAAUCUCCACGGGUGAUCCGCCCUGGCCUGGGGUCACAUGAUUUGUCCAGGCCCGGUCGAUCGUAGAAUAGCGAUAGCGAUCGUAAGUUCGCCCGUGAGAUUGAGCCUGGGCCAGCCGGGAACAAGCCACCCUUUUUAUAAAAUAAAAAAAAUAAUCACAUUGAACCGGGGGGGGGGGGGGGGGGGGGGAAAUCAACUGGUCCCCCAGUACAGGGAAAGGGAAUUGAGGUCGUCUUUCUCUGCAUUUGCUGAGCCCGAAUUAAAAGUAAUAGCUGAAAAACGGAGCUUCGUACUGGCCAACAUAGCAAUAGAGAAAACCCUCUUGGGGCAGUAACUCGGAUAUGUGGAUGUGCUUUACUGUGGCAAGCUCUGUUCCCCUGUGGAUGGAAGGAUCUGUGUUAUUUAAUAUUUUAUAUUCACUGCAAGUCUGCCGGGGAGGUUGGAAGUGCAUUGGAAGUGCGUUGUGGCUUCCUGCUGAAUGUCACAGAGACUUCCGCAGCAGUACAAGCCCGGACAACGGGCAACGAUUUGACUCGUAUUAAACCAUCAGACGCUGUAGGCGUCGGGUGGCUGGGUGUAAAUGUUUGAAUACGGUGAAUUUCAUGUUUUGUCAACAGAAGGAUGCUACUGUAAGGUCUUUUUUUUUUUAAAAGCUGAUGUUAAUGUACAUAUGUAAUCUUACACCUGUCAGUUUCAAAUACUUUAUCUUCGUCUCAUAACACCUCCCUGCCAACAUAUCGCUAUAUCAGUCACGAUAUAGUUUCUUCCACACUGCUCUUUCAGGCCCAACACAGACCUGCAGCAGUGCUGCUUCUCCUCGCAAUAUGACAGUACUUUUUGUUGUGUUGUUGUAAAGCGUAGAGCCCAAAGGCCUGGUAGCAUGCGCUGCCAGAGUUCAGUCCCGGUUUUUGCCACGCCAUGUCGCGACAGGGGGCCGUGUCACGAUUAGCAGGCGGCUUCCACAGCUCCGAGCCUCGCGAUUGGCCCUCGCGCUGCACUGGCCUCCGUCCGCGUGUGCCUGGCGUGUGCGUGUGCCUGGCAUGUGCGUAGCGUGUGCCUGGCGUGUGCGUUGCGCGUGCCUGGCGUGCGCCUGCCGUGAGCGAGGCGGAAUUUAAAGGGGCUGUUAGUCCCCUGGGGCAGCCAGCUGACCAGGCUGCUGAAUGUCCCGCACUGUAUUAUUUCUGCAAAAAGCUCCCCGUGUCUUUCCCCAGAGAGAACGUCCCACGGUGUGCAGCGUUCCGUCUUCAAAGCACGUGUUAGCUUUACAUCAUGAAUGAUUUCAAAAUGUCAGGCGCGCGUGUCUGAUGCUCUGCUGGGUCCAGGCGAUGAUGUGUGCACUUGAAGACUACAGCACAAGGUGCACAAAGCCUUUGAGAGCCCCCCGGUUGUCUUGUCGGACGCAGAGAGGAAACUUCCGGGUCGGUGUCGCAGAAGUAAGUUACAUGCUUCGUGGUUUGGAACGCUGUGCAUAGCUGGUCGCCAGAGUUCCGCUGGGAUCCGUAAAGUUUGCGUCCCGUUGAGGUGAGUGUGAGGUGAGGUAGCCCUUCACGAAUUUCAGAAGCAGAUUCCUAAAAUUCGGCAUGGCACUCGGCAGUAACGGAGAGGGUGUGGCAUUUAUGUACAUAUUAUUAACACACGCCUCGAUACAGUGCAAUGAAGCCAAAAGUUCCUGACCUGUGCGAGUGUGAGGAGGUGUUAUGGUGGUGAUUUGUUGAUUUUUUUCAAUUUUUAUUUCUUCCAAUAUUCCAACUUGUUCUUUUCGACUUCCUAUAAGUGUGUGCUGCUUGCCUUGAAUUACGGUGGGGGUGGGGUGGGGGGAGGGGGGGGGUCAAGGCUUUGGAGGCCCAGGGUAAACGGGUACAGCUGUCCCCAUUGUCCCCAUGACUUGCUGAUUUGAUCCAAUCGAACGGUUUUACUUUGGGCAGUGAAGGGCUCUGAUUGGUUCAGGAGUUGAGUUCAUGAAGCAUCACACCCCUGUGUUUUUUGUUUUUACAUGCCAAGGUUUUGUUGAGAGGAGUGCACCUUUAUAAAUGCUGUUGCUUUAAAGCUUAGGUCAAAGGUGAUGUUUGUUUUUGGGUGGGGGUGGGGUGGGGGGGUUUGUCCUGACCAUGUUUCAUUUCAUUUUUUUCUUUUUCUUUUUUAUAUAUCUGGCACCAAGGUGCCUUUUCACGUGGCCAUAGUGUGCACUACGCCCUGCAAUGGAAAGUACAUGGCGUCGUGGAAGGUGCUUCAACUGUAAAGUGACUUUUUGGCUGUUUAAAAAAAAUAAAUAAAAAACCUGCUGAACUGUGGCAAGAGGUCACCACGCCUCCACCCCCAGGAGAGGGGCUGCUUAAAUAGACCUGUUGUGUUGGAACUGCUGGAACUCCUCUGAAGAAUCCCCUAAAUCCUGCGUGGGACACAUUUUUAAGGAGUUACCCACAUGCUCCGACAUCCUGCCCCAUCGCGGAUCUUUAUUCUCUAUGGUCCUGGAGCAUUUCAAUGUGUUGGAAUCUUUUUCUGUCUAGCCCUUAUGAUGUCAUUUGUGGUGGUGUUCCGUUUUUGAUGAUGUAACAAUGAAGGAGGAACCCACAGAGAGUGGGGCUGUUCCAGGAUGCGGGUUAUGGUUAUAGUGAGGCCCUGGGGUCAGUGCUGUCUGGUGUUAUUCAAGAUGAGAUGAUUGAGUGUUAUAUUUAUGUGGUAAUGAAUCUCAAAGCUGAGAGAUGCAGUCAUCAAAGGAAUGUUACCUUUUCUCAAACGGAGAUACCUCCACAAAUAUGUUAAGUGUUGAAUGUCUGUUUUUAUACACAUAUAGGCAGGUGUACACACGUGUACACUGUAUGUGUGUGUGUGAGAGAGAGAAAGAGAGAGAGAGGUAUUAAUUUAAAAAGAACUCACUUAUUUGAGAGCAUGCCUUUGGGGGACAGAUUCAAUGUGAAUUUUUGUCAAGAUGUGGUCAACAUAAAUUUGGUGGUUCAAGUAAUUACUCUUUGUAACGUGUGCGUAUAUGUCAGUGGUCUCCAACCCUGGUCCUGGAGAGCUACAGGGUCUGCUGGUUUUUGUUUUCACCUUAAAAUCAGCACCCAAUUGAGACCCAAGACACCAGGUGAGUUGAGUUAACUGUGUAAUCAACUGCUCCAAUUGAUUCAUGUGGUGCAGAGUCACUAUGAAAACCAGCAGACCCUGUAGCUCUCCAGGACCAGGGUUGGAGACCACCGGUAUAUGUAUAGGUGGGGCCCGGAGAAAUAAUUGUGCGCAAGUACACAAUACGAGCUAAGUAUGAGGGUGGCAUCAGUGCAAAACAGCGAAAUGCCUGUUAACGUUAAGUGUAGAGGAAUUAAUAUAUGUACGUACGAAGACGGGCGGGAAAACGAUAUUCUCAUGGUACACUGCACACAUCUGGAUUUCAUCUAUUUUGGACACCUUGCUACUUAUCUUCAGACCACAGGAUCAGAUUUCAGCCUACCGGCGCACGAGGAAGGAGUCUGAUUUAUCCGGCUCUGCUCUUCUGGCGGCUCGGGGGGUAAAGAUCACAAUCGAGCAGCCCCUGAAGACGGGAAGCACAGUGAGUCUGAGCCCACAGGCACGGGGGGGGGGGGCGGGGCAGCUGCGAGACAUCAUCGGGGGAAGAGGAGGCGGGGCUUAAACGAUGCUGUAUCAGAGGCGUCGGUCGGCGCGGAUGCCCUCAUUGAGAGAGCGCGUCGCCCAAAAUGCACACGGGGCGUGCGGCGAACACGGUAAAAAACCCUGUUAGAAACGGGACGGCGGGAAGCUGAAGGUCUGAGGGGCAGGACACUCAGGACCCUCCCAUACUGAGCCCUGCUGAAGCAGAGGACGAAGCUGGUGUUCUGCUGGGGAGAUCCAUUCGGAACACAGCAGGUUCACUCAGGGGGGGGGUUGUGGAGGUGGAAAUGGGCGUCGUUACUGUACACCCGAGGAAGCCGUUGGAAACCGCCAUUAAUGGUCUGGAGAAAUUGCUCCAUCUCAUGGUGAGAGUCUGAUUGAGCUCGUCCAAGUGGUUUGAGUCUUCGGGGCGGAAUUCGUAAAACCUUCGACUGACUCGUGCUGCCGGUAAAUGGAUUUCGAACGUCGUCACGUGCUCAAGUGGAACCGCGCGCCAUUAAUUUAAAAACAUCCAUCAAAGUAAUUCAAUAGCUCACUGGAUAUUACAGCCCGCAUCUAAUUGAAAUAGAAAAGAACGUUGUUUUGCAGCCUGGAUGUGGAUACUUUACGAACAGGGAAUUACCAAUGGAUUCAUUAUCAAAUGCAACGGAAAAAAUUUAUAUUUCUCAGUUUAACGGAAGCCAAAUCGCUGCUUGUCUGUUACAAAUUCUGAUAUCUGAUGCUAUGUUGUGUAUCUUGUGGGUAGUUUUCACACACAGUUAAUCCAUGAGAAAAGAGGAUGUAAGCCGGCUGACGCAAAAUUCAGAGCAUUGGAGAACUGAAAUGAGCAUAAAAUGUAUUAUUAUUUCCAAUUAUUUCUUUGGGCCUUGCAUGUACAGCACGCACAACUACAAAAAAGGAAGUGUUAAGAGAAUAUAGUCAUGUAAUCCUAUGUUCAAUCAAAAUUGUCUUUAAAUUUGUCUUUAAAGAAAGCACAAGCAUUAUACCUUUUUUUUUUAGUUGAAUGAAGCAACUGUCUGUGAAGAAAUUAAUUGUUAGUCAAAGUUAAAGGAGAGCACUGGUCAUUUAAAUUUUUUCAGUAGAAACAACAUAUCCUGUGAAAAUACCAAAAACCAAAAAUGUUUCUGCCCAGCUUUCAGUACUUUUAGACCUUUUCCUAUCCCAUUUAGCAUUCAACCAGGAAAGCCAUUAAUUUCAGUUUUGCGCUGAAGUCAUCAAAUACAGCUGAGAGAGGCAUAAUUUUCAUUUUAAGAAAAUCUUUCAGUGAAAAGUACACGGGCCAGGUUCUUUGCAAUGGUAAAUUAUGCUGAUCAAAGAUACAGUAUGUCUCUUAAUUGUUCAUAGGCUAAACUCAUCGAGAGUUGGACAGAAACAUUAUCGGUUUUGGUCAUUUCAUCGGAUGGGUUGAUGAUACUGGGGGAAAAAAUGGAAAUGACAGUUAUCCUUUAAGGACAAGUGUUUAUUGAGUCCCAGUACAGCACAAAUUGAUGGGCUUUUUCCUCGUGCACAUAGGCUGUAAGUAAGAGCAGGGCUUCCCGUUUGCCCUGUCUGUCAGUAUUGAUGCCAUGUGUUUAUUUUCUACCAUUUAUGUGACUUUAAAAAAAAAACUUUAAAAAAAAAAAACUUUCCAGCCACUGUGUAAAUAAAGUGUCAGUUAAUUAAUUAGUUGGCAUUAUGUCAGGUAAUUGGAACACAAUGCAACGAUUUGUUUGGAAGCAUUUAAAUACAAUAUAAUGCCUUUUGCUAUUAUGGUAGAAUUCUGAUACUGUGCCAAAUAAAUAUCUUUGGAAGUAGUACUGUAGUCAUUUAGUAUUGGUCACUGGAGACCAAUUAUUCUGGAAAUGUUAUAAAAACACAGUCUGCCAGACAGAUGUCUUCUUACUGAAAAACUAGUUGAUACACUUUUGCUUGAUGCAUAGAAUAAUGCAUCAUUUAGUGAGGUUCAUUACUUGAUUUAAUUUUUUUUUUUUUUUUUGGGUAUUCAUAUGUAAUAUGAAAUGACUGCACUGCAGAGACAGCUUUUGAAAUGUUAUAUUCAGUCAGUUUUACUAUUUCUCAGCACACGUUUGUACAGCCUUAACUACAGGUAGGCAUAAAAAUGAGUAAAUGUAAUAUCGUUAGUAAGUGAAUCAAAUUUCAACUGCCCCCGGGCAUUUAAAAUAUUUUGAUUUGUUUUUACCGUUUGAUCCUUUUUUGAGGAGAUUAAAAUGGGUUUGUACUGAUCAUUACCGUUUGUAUACAAUUUACAGGUUUUCGUUGUUUAAUUAUUGUUUUCUACUCUGUAAAUAAAAAUACUGUACAUGA
Molecule: messenger RNA, 6497 nt
Organism: Anguilla rostrata (American eel)
Lineage: Eukaryota; Metazoa; Chordata; Actinopteri; Anguilliformes; Anguillidae
Product: beta-galactoside alpha-2,6-sialyltransferase 2-like
Exons: 4
Coding region: 1-495 (164 amino acids)
Biological process (GO): sialylation
Cellular component (GO): Golgi apparatus
Molecular function (GO): beta-galactoside alpha-2,6-sialyltransferase activity
Source: RefSeq, a predicted model, not a curated record